GAGAGCGGGUGAAAGAAAUCAAAACGUCACCUCAAGGUUAAUUAGCCCAACUAAUCUGGAAAGUGAUUGUACUAGAUUUAAGAAACUACGUGGAAUCAAAUUAAUUAGGACCCUUGAAAGUUUCCUUAUAUUCUCACGGAUAACAAAGUGGAAAAGUUAUUGGAAAACGUUACGAAGUCGUUUGAGCUGUGUUAAUUAAAUGAUACUGUAGUAACUUACUAUUAAUCGCUAGGUGUUUGGAUAUUAGGUCCUAGCGAUCGAAAUAAAUUGGGAUGAUUAUGUCAAUUCGCUACUGCAUUCUAUUCAAAUAAUGGAGUCUACUGUCCUGAAAAUAUCCACCUAGCGCGUUUCCAUAAAUAUUUCCUCACUUCACUGCCCUUUUUAGUCUGUUGUCAAGCGCAUGCAACCGACUUACUAUCAACUUCAUAUUGAUGAUGUGUCGCACGUUGCAAUGUUUCCUUUUAAGAUAUCUUAACUUGUUUGUCUUCUAUGUUAUAGCAUCCCGAGACAUUUGAUUUGUUCAUAGAUCAUGUCUGAUAAUGAUGAAACCAUCGGUCCUUUGCCGACCGGAAAUGCUGGCGAGGUCGAUUAUAAUGAUCAAAACGAACCUAGAGACGAUACAGUUGGUCCUUUACCAUCUGAAAUGAUGCAGUCUCAGGAAGAUGUUAGUGAAGACGGUGAUUCUGUACCAGUUCCUAAAAAGAAACGUAAAGUCCUUAAAGAUGAAGCAAUUUACCUACGUAAUAUCCCAGUAGCUCAAUACUAUGAAAUAAGUUAUAUGCACAGAAAUGUGAUAACACAUGUUGCCUACUCAAAAACUCACUAUUUGAUGACGUGUAGUAAUGAUGGUCAUCUUAAGUUUUGGCGAAAAGCUGAUGGUGUUGGACUAGAGUUUAUCAAACACUACCGAGCACAUUUAGGAGCUAUUCUUGGCUUGUCAGUUAGCUGUGAUGGUGAAUUAGCCUGUACUGUUGGUGAUGAUAAAACUGCCAAGGUUUUUGAUGUUAUUAAUUUCGAUAUGAUCAGUAUGAUGAAAUUAGAUUUUUCACCUAGUGGGUGUUGUUUCAUUUAUACUCCAAAGGAUGAGGUCACUGCAGUUGCAAUAUCCGAUCAGGAUAGUUCUAAAAUUCGAAUAUUCGAUGCACGUAGCAAAGGUGAAUUAUUACAUACAAUUGAAAAAUUACAUGAAGCGCCUAUAGUUUGUUUAGCGUUUAAUCCUGUAUAUGCAUGUGCACUAAGCGCUGAUUCCGACGGUAUGCUGGAAUGUUGGUCUGGUCCAAAGAAUAAUUACAGUUUCCCACAGACACUUAAAUGGGAAUAUAAAUCAGAUACAGAUUUUUAUUGCUUACUAGCUGAAAAAACCUUUGCAUUCAGUGUUGUGUUCUCUCCAUCUGGUGAGAUUUUAGCAGUUCUUGGAGCAGAUAGAAAAAUUCGAUUAUUUCGUUUUUCUACCGGAAAAUUAAUUCGUGUUUAUGAUGAAAGCCUUCAACAAUAUUCUAAUUUACAACAGACUAAACAAUUGCUACCUAGUAUGGAAUUCGGUCGCCGUUUGGCGCAGGAAAAAGAACUUGAUCGUUCAGAAUUUAAGCAUAGUUGUAACUUAGUGUUUGACUCUUCUAGUAAUUUUUUAGCCUACGCUACUUUAUUAGGCAUAAAAAUUAUUAAUAUCAUAUCAAAUCGUGUAGUUAGAAAUCUUGGUGGACCAGAGAAUCUGCGUUUUAUUCAACUUGCUUUUAUGCCACCACGUAGUACUUCAAUAUUUUAUGGUUCAACUAACAUUGGUUCUGGGACAUCAUCUUGUGUGCCUAGUUUAGAAAUGCUUGCUAUGGCAAAUGAUUCACUAACCCCGAGUAACAAUAGUGCCACUCCGUGUAAUCCAGCAGUAAUGUGUACACCUGUAAUAGUAUGUACUGCAUUCAAGAAAAAUCGUAUCUAUUUAUUUACAAAUCGUGAACCACAUGAUGUAAAAUCUGAUGGUGAUACAGUCACAUCAGGAUCUACUGCCGAACGUGAUGUAUUCAAUGAGAAACCAACUAAAGAAGAAGUAUUAGCUGCAACAAGAGAUUCAGCAACAGCUGCUUCACGAUUAGCUGGUAGCGCUAUUCUACAUACAACUUUAGGUGAUAUACAUAUUCGUUUAUGUCCUAGAGAAUGCCCUAGAACAGUAGAGAAUUUCGUUGGACAUUCAAGAGCUGGCUAUUAUAAUGGUCAUAUAUUUCAUAGAGUUAUUAAAGGUUUCAUGAUUCAAACUGGUUGUCCUUUAGGCACGGGUACCGGUGGAGAAUCUUUAUGGGGUGGUGAAUUCGAAGAUGAAUUUCAUCCUAGUCUAAGACAUGAUCGACCAUACACUGUCAGUAUGGCUAAUGCCGGUCCUAAUACUAAUGGUUCUCAAUUCUUUAUAACUGUUGCUCCAACUGUUUGAACCUAUCUCCUAUAUAACUAUAGCCUUAGUAGCUGAAUAAUAACUACAUAGAAAAGCAAAACAUGACCUUGUACAUGAAUUUUGAGGUAAAUUAUGACUCCGUUUUAUACACGUUUUAUUGAUUCGGUAUCCGUAUUUCUGUUUACUCACAAUAACUUGAGAACAUGUUGAAGGUAAUUUUCAUUAUGAUCUAACGUGAACUAUAAAAAAACUAUUAAAAUACUUAGAACACUAUCUGAUCGUUUUAAAUGUACUCACUUAUUACUCUCCACAAUGAAUCUUUACUAGGAUAUGCAGUACUUUCCGUCUUGCUAAUUCUUUUCCAGCUAACACUACUUCUCGAUGAUAAAAGAACUUUGAAUAUAAUGUUUGCUGCGAUAGGAGUUGUUAUUGAAAAAGCUAGAGGCGGUCAAACCGAUAGGUUAUGUCAGUUCAUGAAAUCAUUGCAUUUGAUUGAUCACUGAAUAGUGACCAUUGUCAUAUAUGUUAAGUUACUCUUUGAGUUAAUAGAAUCCUGUUGGUCAAAUUGCAAUGUAACCACUAAGUGACCCGACAUUAUGUUCACUAUGUUAAGAUGUAUGAUGGUGGUUGAAGGUAUUCUAUGACUAUUGUCGAUACCUAAUCUUUCCUUUUGGGAGAGAACAAAUUAGCUUCUAGACGGAGAGGAAAUUAAGAAUAGACGAUGGAAGUGGAUAGGACAUACUUUACUCAAAUCAUCAAACUUCAUCACGAGGCGAACGCUAACUUGGGAUUCUGAAGGGAAACAGAAACGAUGAAGACCAAGAAACACAUUGCACUAGGAAUAGGAAGCAGACAUGAAAAGAAUGAAUAGCAACUGGAAAGGAUUGCCUAGGACAUAGUUGGAUGGGGAAUGUUGGUGAGAGGCCUAUGCUCCUCCACUAAGGAUAACAGGCGUAAGUAAGUAAUCUUUCCUAUUACCACUACUGUGGUAUAUACUUCUUACUCUAAUAGAUAUAAGUAGUAUAUAGCAGUAAUCGUAGGUGAAAUGUCUGUCAGCAGAAGGUUAAAUUGAAGUGAACAGCAACGAAAAUAGAGAGCAAUUGUGAUAACAACAGAAUUGGAAGAAUCAUGGAGUGUGUAAAUGAUAACUGAGGAAAGAUAUGCAAAUGGUGUAUUGAAUGUAUGAUUUUCAUAUUUUACA
Messenger RNA from Schistosoma bovis, 3584 nucleotides. The record is from the annotation of a GenBank genome assembly. Lineage: Eukaryota; Metazoa; Platyhelminthes; Trematoda; Strigeidida; Schistosomatidae.